Molecule: messenger RNA, 1263 nt
Organism: Phytophthora sojae
Lineage: Eukaryota; Oomycota; Peronosporomycetes; Peronosporales; Peronosporaceae
Exons: 6
Coding region: 1-1263 (420 amino acids)
Source: RefSeq, a predicted model, not a curated record
AUGGCGGACGCGAAUACGUACCUCUUCGUCGCGGACAUGAUCGCGUGCUCCUCCGAGGAGGGGGCGACUGCGUGGGAUAUGAAGGGUGAGAACAUGGCCGAAAAGGCUUACUAUCUCACUCAGCAGUAUUUCGGCAUGAAAAGCAAAGAGGACAUGACCGAGAAGCAAGACACUGAGGUAGUCCAUCUGCGCAGAGAGGCAAAUACAAAGGUUGAGAAAGCGGAGGAGAAUGCGAACGCGCAAGUCAAAAACCUACAAACCAAACUGGAUGAGAUGACCAAGCGUGCGCUAAAGGCAGAAGACGCUCUCAAGGACAAAACCAUCAGCGACAUACCGACAAGAUUCGCUACACAGGACCCAGCGAGCUUUCUUCCUGGGGCUACUCUGGACGGGGUACGGGAUCAUGUGAAAGAGUCUGGAAAGCUCAUGGUGAAAAGGAGGCUCGAAGAUCAGAUCGUCAUGAAGGCUGAGUGCAUCUUCUGUGCUGACGCUGGGCGCGAGGACCACGGCGACAGAUCGCGCGGCCCGACGACCUCAACGGCGGAGUGGUGUUAUCCAUGGCGACCCGAAAAUCUCCAGUGGCACCACGCCAACAGCCACCCUGCCGCGUACGCGAAAUUGAAAGAGCUUCAUGGAGUAGCAGAGGCAGCCAAGGGGACAGCUGCGACAAAGAAGGCUAAGCAGAAGAUCGACGCUUUCCUAGAGCAACCUCGGAACUGGCUGCAACACGACUAUGACUUGAACAAGCAAAUCGCUGCCUUGUCGGACAAGCAUCAAGCUAUCAAGGAGAGAGAGAAACGCCUGGACGUUCGGACUGAGGCGGCUAAGACCAUGAAGUUGCACAAUCUAAUGGAGACCAACCGACUCAGGGAUCAACUCCAACGAUUGUGCGCCAGAGAGCUGGACUUGAAUAAGAGAGAAGAUGCCAUCGCCAGGGGCUGCAACGCCCCCACAUACGUGUUGCAGUCGAAAGUGGUGUCGCUAGAAGCCCAAGUCGUCCAGCUUUUCCGAGAAAACGAGGAGCUGGGAGACGAACUCGCGCUCAAAAACAGAGAGUUCGAGCAGCUUCGCGGUAGCACAACCCUCCAUGAUUUUGUCAGUGAUUCACAGCAGCAAGGGAACAUCGAAUCGCAGGAAGUACUCGGAGAGUCACAGCUCGGGGGUUUCCAGGAGCAAUGCAUCUUGGCGCGCCGCUUCUUGCCCUUCCCGAGCUCGACAUCGCCGGCGCGACAGACGGAGAUCAUGAGAGGGUCUGCUGAAUGA